Cavia porcellus (domestic guinea pig) is the source of this 3437-nucleotide messenger RNA. RefSeq names its product myelin protein zero like 1 (gene Mpzl1). The record is from RefSeq and is a predicted model, not a curated record. Gene Ontology annotation, cellular component: focal adhesion; plasma membrane; cell surface. The transcript has 6 exons. Lineage: Eukaryota; Metazoa; Chordata; Mammalia; Rodentia; Caviidae. Bases 83 to 892 code for a protein of 269 amino acids.
AUGCCUCCGCAGGCGGCGGUGCAGCGGGCAGCUCGGCGGCGUGCAGGGCCGCACCGCAGAGGGACCUGGCAGAUCGGGGACCAUGGCCGCGCCCGCCGGAGCCGGGGCGAUGGUUACAGCCUCCGACCGCAGGCCUUGGCUGUGGUCAGUGCUGGCGACGGCACUUGGGCUCUUGACAGCAGGGGUGUCGGCCUUGGAGGUGUAUACACCAAAAGAGAUCUUCGUGACCAACGGGACGCAAGGGAAGCUGAUGUGCACAUUCAAGUCCAGUAACACGACGGGCAAGCUGACCUCCGUCUCCUGGAGCUUCCAGCCCGAGGGAUCCGACGCCACCGUGUCGUUUUUCCACUACUCCCAAGGGGAAGUGUACCUUGGGAAUUACCCACCAUUUAAGGACAGAAUCAGCUGGGCUGGGGACCUCACCAAGAAAGAUGCAUCCAUCAACAUAGAAAAUAUUCAGUCUAUACACAACGGCACCUACAUCUGUGAUGUCAAAAACCCUCCUGACAUCGUUGCCCGGCCUGGACACAUUAGGCUGUAUGUCGUGGAAAAAGAAAAUCUGCCUGUGGUUCCAGUCUCAGUGGUGGUGGGUAUAGUGUCCGCUGUAGUCCUAGGGCUCACUUUGUUCAUCACCAUGAUCCUGGCUGUGCUCUAUCGACGGAAAAACGCUAAACGGGAUUACACAGGCUGCAGUACAUCAGAGAGUGUGUCAGCGGUUAAGCAGGCUCCGAAGAAGUCCCCCUCCGACACAGAGGGUCUGGUAAAGAGCCUGCCUUGCGGAUCGCACCAGGGCCCAGUCAUAUAUGCACAGCUAGACCACUCUGGUGGACACCACAGCGACAAGAUCAACAAGUCAGAGUCAGUGGUCUAUGCAGACAUCCGGAAAAAUUAAAGAGAAGACCCAGAGCAUAUCCGAAGCAAUGAGCAAACCCAAAUUGGACUCUCGUGCAGAAAGUGCAGCCCAUAACCACGUGUGGCCUUGGGGGCUGAGGAAAGACAAGCACAUGUGUACUCAGAGAGGGGAAGGGACAUGUGUAAAGGAUAUGUAUAAACGUUCUAUUUAAUCUUCCUGACGCGAGGAACCAGUGUUGCAUGAUGAAAAGGUGUUGUGGUCCUGCGUAUGCAUAAAUCGUCUUACUGUUCUUGUAUGUUCUUUCAGGGUCGUUUAGCAUUGGGAAAUUUCAAAAACAUUCUUGUCACCAUCAUUUAACUAUCAUUUGCCUUAAAGGAGACAGUAGAAAACAUUCUAGUAUUUCCAUAGACAUGGCCUUUUCCUCAAGGGCUCAAGGAAACUUAGCAUUUAUUGUAGUUAGAGGAUGGAGAUCCCGUGGUGCAAGAGUAGCCAAGGUGGCGUUUGAUUUUACAUUUAGACUGGGUCCACUGACUGUGCCACUUGAAGACAGCCUGGGAGGCUUCUGCUGAUAUUUGCUAAAAUACAGGGCAGUUUUUAAAAAGCUUUGUCUGUUGUGUAGACUCACUGUAACAUCACACCAUUUAAGUAUAGCGUAUCAAUGUGUGGAUCCGUCUUAGCAAAGUUAGUAAAGUUCGCCUUCACGGCUGGAGGUCAUUUUUUUCUCGGUACUUUAGCUCAAUGCUAUAGAGGCAAUUAAAGGAAAAGCCCGACCUUUGCUUGAGUACAGCAGCAUCUGGAGGGAGAUGUAUCUGUUGCAUUCCUCUUGAAGCUGCCCUGUAUGGAAGAAGCUGAAAGCAAGUGUUUUCUUCCUUCCUGGCAAGCAGAAGUGGGGUGGACAUGUCGCCUCUAGGGCGCUUGCUCGAGAACCACCGUCAGCUCCAGAGGAGGCAACUUCUGGCCACCAGGCAUGGCUGUUAUCACAGCUCCUGGAUACCUCAGAGAUCUAUGAGGUUAAAGGAUGUCAAGAUUUUCACAAACCAAGCAGGGCUAGAACUACGACUUUGGGGAUCUUUUCUCUGUCUGUUCUGAGUUGGUCUGGGUUUUUUCUAGUCCCCCAUGACUUGUAAUUAAUAACACAAGGAGAUGAGGAAAACAAUAGAUCAUUAAUUUCCUUCCCCGAACUCAUUUUUACCGUUGACUGUCUUCUCCCCGACCGUGAACCUGAGAAUGACAAGCAUGGUGAACAUCAUAUGGUCAUUCUCCCAUUUUUCUCAGUUGCUUUGUUUUAAAAGAAACUUUUUCCCAUUAAAACCGUCCGGCAGCUGUGAGCCUGGAUGGCUGCAGAGCGAGCUGGGGUGAAUGAGGGGGAGGGAGCGGUGGUUUUCCUCCCAUACUUGAGCCUAUCGGAAGCUGCUUCCUUUUUUCCUUCUUGUCUUCUGUCAUCUUUGGAGAUGCUUGAAGGAUGAAGACAGGGAGUGAAGCCUGACUUAGGCUUGAUGGUGCACAUGAGGUGGACAAUAGGAAAAGGGCCUGUGAGCCGUUUAAAACUCACCUGUCACACGCAGGAGGUCUUUGGUUUUCUGAGGAACCCUUUGUUCCACUGUCCACUCAGAGCACAUGAGUGGGAUCGGGUUUUGUCACUGAACUCACGUGGGCUGAAGCUGGGCGUGGUGUGGUUUGUGUCCCUGCUUCCUGGGUCCAGCUCAAGAGGGGCACAGAGUUGACACAGAGCACCUUUCCUGGGCCACCUCCACAGUGUGGUCACCUCUGCCUUGCACCCCAGAUUUCCUGUCGGUGAAGACAGGAGCCGAUAGAAGGCCUCCUUCAUGUGUUUUGAGGAGAGGGGAAGCAUGCUGGGUUGUCUGCAUUGCUCAAGCUGAACCCAAGAUGACGAGACUCUGCCUGGGCCUUCCUCGUACAACUGUUUCAGCCGGGAAGGACAAACCGCCUGGAGCCCAAGGUGUCCCUUCCCAUGUGUGCUGCCUCCUUGGAGGAGUAGCCCUGAUUUCUCCUUUAGGUGCGAGGGCCAUCUGAGUGAAGCUGGCACUGGUGGGAGGUGUUUCCAGCAGCACCUCUGCCUUUCCUCCUCAUCCCCCAGCCACCUCCUUUCUGCCCUUGCGCUUGGGGACCCUGCCCAGUGACCCCUUGCCAGCCAGCAGCACCAGUUCUAGCAGAAGAUCCCUUGGGGCUCACUGGUCUCCCUGUGAGGGUGGCAGCUGCCUGCCCUCCACAGAACAUCUCCAAGCAGCCAGCCAAGACCACCCCCAACUCAGGCAUGCCACCUCUGGCCAAAGUUCUGGCCUUUUCCUGUGCCUCACUGUCCCUGUGCCUGGCUGCAAGCCACAGUGGGGUCACAUCCCAACGGCAGGCCCGCCCUUCCCAUGCCUUAAGACCUCUUAAAAUUACGUGUAAAUUUAGAAACACCUAAAAGGGAUAACUUGGAGGUUAAAACACCUGUCUAGUUUCUCCAUGAACAUGUAUCCUGUGUGGGGGAGGGGACGACUAUCAAGUUCAUAAUUUUUGUUCUUUUUCUUUUCAAUUGUACUUCUGUGAAUAUUUUAAUACAUCUUUUUCAAUUUUCAAA